Messenger RNA from Aureobasidium namibiae CBS 147.97, 2175 nucleotides. RefSeq lists its product as uncharacterized. The coding region runs from base 1 to 2175 and encodes 724 amino acids. The record is from RefSeq and is a predicted model, not a curated record. Gene Ontology annotation, molecular function: long-chain fatty acid transmembrane transporter activity; ATP hydrolysis activity; ABC-type transporter activity. Gene Ontology annotation, cellular component: peroxisomal membrane. NCBI's taxonomy places the organism in Eukaryota, Fungi, Ascomycota, Dothideomycetes, Dothideales, Saccotheciaceae. Gene Ontology annotation, biological process: peroxisome organization; fatty acid beta-oxidation; very long-chain fatty acid catabolic process. The transcript has a single exon.
AUGGCAGUACAAUCGAAGCUGUCACUGCCGGGCGGCCUCGUGUCAGAAGGCACGCUGAAGAAGGCCGUGUCCGACCUCACAACGCUAUAUGUCAAGCACCGCACGCCCAUCUCGCGCGCCAUCUACAUUGGCCUCUUCGUCACCUUGCUGAACCGUAUACGCAACGCCAUCAACGAACAAAAAGCCGCCGAGCAACAACGACGAGCAGCCGGUCGGAAUGGAGAAAGAGAGGGAAGCACGACUGGCGGCAGGAAGAAGGUCGAGCUGAACAGAGACUUCUUCCGCAACCUGAUCCGCUUGCUGAGCAUCUGUAUACCCGGCUGGAAAAGUAAAGAGCUGCGUCUUCUCAUCAGUCACAGCAUCUUCCUUGUCCUGCGAACACUCAUCUCUCUUUAUGUCGCCGAUCUGGACGGAAAACUUGUCUCUGCUCUCGUUCGAGGCAAAGGCAAGGACUUUAUCGGCGGUCUGGUGUGGUGGAUGAUCGUCGCUAUCCCUGCCACAUUUACAAACUCGAUGCUCAGCUAUCAUCAAUGCAGACUCGCCCUCCAAUACCGCACCCGCCUCACCCAACACAUCCACAACAAAUACCUGUCCAACAUGACCUUCUACACUCUCUCUGCUUUGGAUGAUCGAAUCAAGAACGCCGAUCAGCUCGUCACUGUCGAUAUCAGCAAGUUCUCAAACUCGCUUGCCGAGUUGUACGGGAAUUUGGCAAAACCAGUCUUGGAUAUGGUCAUUUACAAUUACUCGCUCUCGCGAAGCGUAGGCGGUGAAGGUCUCUUUGCUAUGGGCUUGCUCGUCCAACUCUCUGCUUCUGUCAUGCGGGCUCUCACACCACCAUUUGGCAAGUAUGUUGCGGACGAAGCACGACUGGAGGGCGAGUUUCGCUUCCAGCAUUCGCGUGUGAUUGACUACAGCGAAGAGAUUGCUCUAUAUCAUGGUCAAGAAGCCGAGAAAGAUGCCCUUGACAAGAAUUACUUCACCCUCAUCAAGCACGUAAAUCGUAUCUUGAGAAGAAGAUUCUACCAUGGCAUCAUGGAGGACUUUGUGAUCAAGUACUUCUGGGGCGCUCUAGGACUUAUGCUCUGCUCGAUCCCCGUCUUCUUCAAGUUCCCUGUUGCGAAGAACGCAGGAACCGUAGCCAAGAAUUCGACAGAAGCUUUCGUCACAAAUAGGCGACUGUUGCUUAGUUCCUCUGAUGCCUUCGGAAGACUCAUGUUCUCAUACAAGGAGAUCUCCCAACUCGCUGGUUACACUUCUCGAGUCUCAACUUUACUUUCUGUCAUCGCGGAUAUCGAAGCUGGACACUUCGAAAAGCAGUUGGUCAGUUCUGCAUCCGUGGAUGCUAAUGCAGCUGUCCUUGCCGGCAGAGGAGCCAUCACCGAAGGAUCUGAUAUCAUGUUCAAGGAUGUGCCUAUCGUAUCCCCCAACGGCGACAUCUUGGUCUCUGCAUUGUCCUUCCACAUACGCCCUCAAGAUCAUCUACUCAUCAUCGGCCCCAAUGGAUGUGGCAAGUCUUCUCUUUUCCGCAUUUUGGGUGGACUCUGGCCUGUCUACGGUGGUGAAGUCAGAAAACCAUCUGCAGAAGAUAUUUUCUACAUUCCCCAACGACCUUACCUGAUGGCACACGGAAGCCUUCGAGCACAAAUCAUCUACCCAGACACCGUGGCAGAAAUGCACGAGAAGAACGUCACUGAUGCGAAUCUCCUCGCAAUCAUCACCUCUCUCGACCUCGAUAACCUGCUCUCCCUCCCCGCGAAAGACACCACAGGUAACGAAACAUCGACGCAAUCAGGCCUCGACACCACAGCCCCCUGGCCCGAUCUCCUCAGCACCGGAACCCAACAACGUCUCGCCGCCGCCCGCCUCUUCUAUCACUCCCCCUGCUACGCCAUCCUAGAUGAAUGCACUUCCUCACUCACCCCCAGCGUUGAAACUCUCAUCUACACACAAGCCAAAAAGCGAAACAUCACUUUGUUGACGGUCAGCCAUCGGAAAAGCUUGUGGCAGUAUCAUACUAGAAUAUUGCAGUUUGAUGGGAGAGGAGGAGCGUUCUUUGGGGUUUUGGAUGCGGACAAGAGGUUGAGGUUGGAGGAUGAGAGGGAGGAGUUGGAGGAGAAGUUAAGGGGAGUUGAAGGGGUGGAGAGGAGGAUUGCGGAGUUGGAGGCUGCGUAA